Messenger RNA from Odocoileus virginianus texanus, 564 nucleotides. The record is from RefSeq and is a predicted model, not a curated record. NCBI's taxonomy places the organism in Eukaryota, Metazoa, Chordata, Mammalia, Artiodactyla, Cervidae.
AUGCGGUGUCUUGCCGCCCUGGCUCUGACACUACUCGCCCGCCCUGCCCUCAGCUUGCCAGGACAGGCUGUGUGCCCAGAGCUCAGCUCCUCGGAGAAAGAUUCCUGCACUGCCUCCUGUGUCAACAAUGAGAGCUGUCCCCAGGGAACCAAGUGCUGCACCAGGAGUCCCUGCAGCCGGUCCUGUGUGGUCCCCCUCAAGGCACCUGUCCUGAAGGCUGGCCGCUGCCUCUGGGUGCAGGCCCCACGCCCAAAGCUCUGCUUGGAGAGAAGUGAGUGCUCCAGGGAUGAUCAGUGUAGGGACAACCUGAAAUGCUGCUUCAGCUCAUGUGCCAUGAGCUGUAUGGUCCACACCACAGUUCCACCACCCCUACCUUGCCUGGAGAGGCUGUCCCCUGCUACGCAGGUGCUCAGUGCCAACAGCCCCGAGCAGGAGCCCGAGGGGAAGCCAGAAGAGAAUUUCCCGAUCUCAGCGAAGAUGGCACCCGGCCGGAAAAAGGAACCUGCAACAACUUCCGGCCGGGCAGCAGGCGGCGAGCCUCGCUUCCUGCGGCGCUCCGAGUGA